CAUGAACAAUGGAUUCCCUGCCCUGAAGAGCUUGCACUCUAGUCGGGCGUGCCCAAGUGCGUCACACACACACGGGACAAUAGGGGACAGUGUGAGGCAGGGGAGUGGCUUUGUAAUGUGAGCAGACUCCUCUGGGGACAAUCACUCACUGCUGUGUCCGACUCCUGAGCGCUGCGGGGAGGAUAUGGUUAACCUGUUGCUGGGGAGUCUCACAUGAGAGCGGCUGUAACUGAGGGGCAUCUCUCUCUCUCUCGUCCCCAAAGUGCCAGCCAUGAAGAGGUGGCAGUCGUUGUUUGCCAAGCAGACUUACAGGCCGUCAGUGGUGGACAAGUGGAGCAAACAUGACCAAAAGCUCUUUGAAGCGGUGGAGAAAGGGGACACGAAGAAGGUCUCUUCUAUUCUCUCCAAGAGGUUCCUCAGACCCACCACGCCGGGCCCCAGGGGAAUAUCCUCCUUCCACUUGGCCGCCGCCCGAGGCCUUACAGAUAUAUUAAAUAUCAUCAUUUCCUAUAAAGUGGAAGUCAAUGCCAAGUCAGAUGAAGGUUGCACGGCGUUACACUUGGCUGCCAGUCAUUGCCAUCCGGAAUGUGUGAAGCUUCUCCUGCAGCGAGGGGCUCAUGAAGAUUCCAUAGAUUUCCACAGUCGGACGCCUCUACACUGCGCAGCUGCCUCGGGUUGUGUUUCCAGUGCGCGGUUCCUGUGCGAUGCGGAGGAUUGCUCCCUCGACGCGGCUGAUGAUGACAGCCGGACGCCACUGAUGACAGCCGCUAUAAGGAAUCACCCCACAGUUUGUGCUUUGCUGCUGGAACGGGGGGCUCAGAUUGACCUGCACGACAAAGAUGCAAAGACGGCCCUAAUGCUGGCAUGUGAGAGAAGCAACAUACAGGCGGCGGAGGUGCUGAUAACCCGGGGGGCUGACCUGGUGCUGAAGGAUAACAGGGGCUUUGAUGCCCAACACUAUGCCAACCAGUCUCGGGAUGAGUCUCUCUGUAGGCUGGUGCAGGCAACCCUAGACAAGAGGAAAAUUGAGCGAGGAACGGGCCAAGAAAAUCAACACUUGGCCAAGGGUCAUCAUCAUGUCAGAGGUAAGGAAGAUGAGAUGGUAAACAUAUGGAAGAAACGAUACGAGGAAGAGCACAAGAAGGGAUUAUGGCUUCAGGGAGACUUAAUGAGGAAGACUCAUGAAAUUGAGGAACUCUUGGAAGAAAACCAUUCAGAGAAGAGGAGGAUGCGAGAAAUGGUGGAAAAGUUGAAGGAUCUUCUAGAUGGACCCUCAGAGGACCAGAAUAAUACAGGCGAUGACUUUCAGACAUCUGAUAUUUUCCUUUCCCUAAGCUGUGCUGUGGAGCAAAUACAAGCAAUAAAAGAACAGAAGCUAAAGGCACAAGAUCUACAGGAGAAAAAGCUUAACAGCUUUGCUGACAUGACUCUCGAAGAAAAAAAAUUCCAAGAGAGCCAUCAAGAAGCAAUGAGACACCUUCAGGAUGAGUUGAUUGCAGCAAAUGAAAGAGAAGGUGUUGCACAGAGUAGAGUAGCUGAGCUUGAAGGACACUUGGAGAACAUGAGAUUGAUGAUGUCUCAGUUUGAAAUGAGGAAGCGCAUUGACAGUACAGUGGUGGAAGAUCUGCAGGAACAGAUCAAUGAACUUACUCGGGAAAGGAAUGAACUAUUGAAAAGAUUUCAGAAACAAGAGGAUAAUAAAUCCAAGACUGGGGAGCUUAACGAUGACCAAAAUACUCUACAAACCGAUGUCAGAGUCUUAAAGGAGUUUCUAAAUAGCUUAAAGAGUGAUUGCAUUAAAGUACAGACAAAAGCAUGGGAUGUGCAUAGAAGAGAAUCCCUCACUGGGUUUGUGCCAGUAGGUGUCUUAGAACAAAGUGCAGAAAGUUGGAAGAAGAUCAGCUCUGCCAUGGAAACACAUCUUGUGAACCUCGUGCCAUCCCAGUCUAACCUUCUUGUGAAUGGAUCAGUAAGUGAGUACAAGGAUGCAGCACCCCAUCUUCAAAGUUUGCCAGUGGUGGAAGCUUGUAUUACUUGUGAACAAGAAGAACUGGUCAAUACUUGUGGAAACAUGAACGAUCUUACCAGGGAAGCCACUAAGAAAAACACUGAAACCCAAAAGUCUAUUGAUGCGUUAAGCCGGAAAGUUUUGGAUCACGAAGCUAUGUUGGAUUCUCUUAAACUUACCAACGAUAGAUUGCUCAGUCAAGUGAUGAUGGCCAACCAGGAGAAGCAGAAUUUGGAAGAAGGGCUCCUUACUUUGCAGGAUAGGCUACAGGCAGAGUUUGUCAUUAAGCAAAACACUGAGAAGAAAUACAAGGAACUCGUUCAACAAAACCUGCUUCUAUCAGAUGAGUUGUUAGGAGAGCAAGAGAAAGUGACAAGGUUUAGGGAAAGGCUUGAGUCCUUGCAGAGUGAAAUGGUCAUGCUAAGGGACAGUUUCCCACCUGAAAUCGUUAAAGAAGGAAGCCCCAAAGCACUGGAGAUGUUCAGUUCUGAUGUCUUGGAGGAGCUCUACUGGAAUGUAGGAACAUUAGUGAGGAAAUAUAAUGAGGUGGAGAACCAAAAGACAAUGUGGCAGAAAGAGGUUCAGAAAUUGUUAGACAACCAGGCACUGAGUGUAUCCCUCACAGAGCACAACAAUACACUCAAUGAAAUGAAAAGCAAGUCAGAGACGCAAAAGAAAGAAACAGAAGAACUUAGACAAAGACUCUCCCAAGCAAUGGGGAGUGUGGUAGAGCUCAAAGGACAACUUGACAGCCAAUCCAUAGACUUUAUGUCCAAAGAAGAGCAUGAGCGUCAAAUUUUUACCCUCCAAAGGGAGGUCACCACCCUGAAGGAGGAGAAUGAGGCAUGCCAGGUGGCCUUAGAAGGCAAAUGUGAGGAGGCCAUUGUCUUGAAACAGCUCCUAGAACAGGAGGUGGAGGAAAGGCAAGUGAUAAGCUCCAGAGAAACACAAGAGUCGCAAGAGAAGGAGAGAGUCAGGCAAUCUCUGGACACUCAAGUCCAGGCACUACAUGAAGAGGUCCAGAUUCUCUCUGGGAAGCACAAUGAGGCUUCCAGAGAAGUAUCUAAUUUUAGGGACACCCUAGCAUUGGAGAGGGAAAAGGUUAAGAACUUAGAAGACCGAAUAACCCAGCUAGAAGAAGAGGCAGAGGAACUAGGGGGCAAAUCACAGGACUAUCAGGAUGAAAAUAUCCUUCUUACUGAGAAAUACAACAGUCUUCAGCAGAUUUCCCUGGAAAAAGAGAAAAAGGUAGCGGAACUGAUGACAGAGUUGGAAUCUUUAACCAAGGAGAUCGUUGGGCAGCACAAGAAGAGUGAGACUCUGGCUCUUCAGCUUGAGGAAUCCAAUAAACAGCAUCAAGACAUUGUCAAUGUCUACAGAGCCCACCUGCUGAAUGCAGCUCAGGGCUUGAUGGAUGAAGAUGUCCAUUUGACUUUGCACUGGAUCCUAAAGAUGCAAAAAGAAGUUGUUUAUUGAUUGGAAACGGUCGCCAUGACAAUAUGUUCUCUAAGUGCGUGAAAAAGUGCCUUGUGGUGCCAGUGCUCCCUCCUUCACUGCACCCAAAGAACACUAAGAAGAACCACUUGCAAGGAUAGAGUCCCAAUUUAAGGUCUAAAUGCCAUACCAUACCAAUAUACUGAUUCAGCAAUUUGCAUCUGCAUCUGAUCUCCCAGCAUACCCCUUAAAAGAAUUUGGGAGUUGAAGUUCUUUCUGAUAUUUUGUGAUCCUGGUUAUUUUCUGUACUUGAGUUAAUUUGACAAAACAACCAAAUGUAAUUCAAUUAUGCUGGUGCUAUUGUUGUCAGAUUUCUGUUGUGGGUCUUCACCUCUGAAGUGGGUAGAGCUAUAAAUACCUGCAGCCAAUAAGGUGUUGGAAAAUUCAGUUAGGAGCCAACCAGAGUAUAAGUAAGUAGGGUAAUGAUGGAGAUGGAAGGUAAAGAUGGAGACGGUGGGGUAAAGAUGGAGAUGGCAGAGUAAUGAUGGAGACUGUGGGGUAAAGAUGGAGAUGGCAGAGUAAUGAUGGAGACUGUGGAGUGAAGAUGGAGAUGGCAGGGUAAUGAUGGAGACUGUGGAGUGAAGAUGGAGAUGGCAGGGUAAUGAUGGAGACUGUGGAGUGAAGAUGGAGAUGGCAGGGUAAUGAUGGAGACUGUGGAGUAAAGAUGGAGAUGGCAGAGUAAUGAUGGAGACUGUGGAGUAAAGAUGGAGAUGGCAGGGUAAUGAUGGAGACUGUGGAGUAAAGAUGGAGAUGGCAGAGUAAUGAUGGAGACUGUGGCGUAAAGAUGGAGAUGGCAGGGUAAUGAUGGAGACUGUGGAGUAAAGAUGGAGAUGGCAGGGUAAUGAUGGAGACUGUGGGGUAAAGAUGGAGACUGUGGGGUAGAUUGUGACAGUAGGAGAAGAUGACAGUGGGAAUAAUUGCAGGAACACUUGAGCCCCCAGCACCUACUGACAAUCAAUGGCUGAAGGGUCAUAGUUUGGACAGUGCUAAUUUAUGAAAUAACGGGACACUAAACAUUCUGAUCUUUCAACAGGCCUUGUCAACUUGGGGCCCUGUGAGCUCUAGAUGGGGCCCUGGUUUAGAGGGACAGAGAGGAAAAGACAAAACAUUAAGGUUCCAGGAGGCUUUAGUGUCACUGGGGGAGGGGGGCACUGAAUGACAAUCACUAGACCACUGUAAUAUCCAACACCCCUAAAUUCUAUACUACUGAAUACAUUUUAUAUUUAAUGGAUAUAAGUUAUAGAGAUUUCUUAUUGGUUCAAUAAAUACUAUUUUAUCAAGAA
Messenger RNA from Xenopus laevis (African clawed frog), 4785 nucleotides. RefSeq names its product ankyrin repeat domain 35 S homeolog (gene ankrd35.S). Gene Ontology annotation, molecular function: actin binding. NCBI's taxonomy places the organism in Eukaryota, Metazoa, Chordata, Amphibia, Anura, Pipidae. The transcript is spliced from 13 exons. The record is from RefSeq and is a predicted model, not a curated record. The coding region runs from base 272 to 3484 and encodes 1070 amino acids.